UCCUUCUCAUAUUACUCUCUCUCUCUCUCUCCAAGUACGUGAUCUCUCCUUUCUCUCUCGCGUAUAUGGGGGCUGCGUUUUCCGGUUCAGCCGAAGAGGGUAUUGGCGCUGAGAGUACCGACCCGUGGAAGCCGGGUCUCGGGGAAAUACCCGAGUGCUGCGUAGCUCUGGUUCUGAUCAAUCUGGACCCUCCAGAGAUUUGUAAAUUGGCCCGAAUAAACCGGGCUUUCCGUCAAGCUUCCUUGGCUGAUUUCGUAUGGGAAUCCAAAUUACCAGAAAAUUAUCCGAGUCUCGUGAAGAAGCUUUUCGAUGGAAGAAAUCCAGAGAUCGGUUUGUCCAAGAGAGACAUCUACACUAGAUUGUGUCGUCCCAUUCCCUUCGAUGGUGGAACCAAGGAAGUAUGUAUGGAGAAGAGAAGUGGAGGAAUUUGUGUUUCCAUUUCUUGGAAGGGAAUGAAAAUAACUGGUAUAGAUGAUCGGAGAUACUGGAAUCACCUCCCAACUGAUGAAUCCAGCUUCCACACAAUUGCAUACCUUCAACAGAUAUGGUGGUUAGAAGUAGGAGGAGAGAUGGAUUUCCAAUUUCGAUCAGGAACCUAUAGCCUUUACUUCCGCCUCCAGCUCGGUAAACCCAUGAGAAGACACGGCCGGAGGGUCUGUGACCUAGACCAGAUACAUGGUUGGGAUAUCAAACCAGUUCAGUUUCAGUUUUCCACGUCCAACGGGCACCAUGCCACGACCCGGUGCUAUUUGAACGAUGCGGGGAAGUGGGUUCACUACCAUGUGGGAGAUUUUCCUGUUGACAGCCCCGGAACAACAAUGAAGAUCAAGUUCUUAAUGACACAGAUUGAUUGCACACAUACAAAAGGUGGCCUGUGCUUAGACUCUGUGCUGAUAUUGCCCAAGGAAUUAGUUCUUUUGUGAUCUGGGGAGAGGUUAAGGCAGUUUUAAGUGCUUGCAAUUAACCUUAGUACUUGUUCUGGUAGUUGGGUUCCUACUUGUGUAUUACUAGAAGAAAUAAAUGAACAUUUUUUCCUUUUUGGUUCUUUUAUUUGCUUGGUUAAACCUCAGGGACUCAAAAAAUGGCGUCGUAGUCAAAUCUAAUGCCUAUGGCAAAAAGAAAGAGCAUCUGACUGGUUUUAGCCUCCAGCAGCCAAUAAUUUGCAGAAAUCAGAAAACACCAGAUGACAUGAAAUCCAAGGAAUUAAAUUGGCGAAAUACCAUAAUACAGCUUCAAGCAUCAUCAUAUCCACUAUGUUACACUUGGCAACCGAAAUCCCACAGUCAAAGGGGGGGCGGAUUCCAGAAAGAGAUCAAGGGAUAAACUUUGAUACCUACUCACUACAAUUGCUUGACAUCAACAACUCGCGCCACAAUACACGGCAGAAAAAAGAAA
Rhododendron vialii is the source of this 1395-nucleotide messenger RNA. RefSeq names its product F-box protein PP2-A13-like. The coding region runs from base 66 to 923 and encodes 285 amino acids. NCBI's taxonomy places the organism in Eukaryota, Viridiplantae, Streptophyta, Magnoliopsida, Ericales, Ericaceae. Gene Ontology annotation, molecular function: protein binding. The record is from RefSeq and is a predicted model, not a curated record. The transcript is spliced from 3 exons.